This is a messenger RNA of Nematolebias whitei (Rio pearlfish), 1266 nucleotides long. RefSeq names its product potassium channel, subfamily K, member 2a (gene kcnk2a). The record is from RefSeq and is a predicted model, not a curated record. Gene Ontology annotation, molecular function: potassium ion leak channel activity; outward rectifier potassium channel activity. Gene Ontology annotation, biological process: stabilization of membrane potential; potassium ion transmembrane transport. NCBI's taxonomy places the organism in Eukaryota, Metazoa, Chordata, Actinopteri, Cyprinodontiformes, Rivulidae. Bases 1 to 1266 code for a protein of 421 amino acids. The transcript has 8 exons. Gene Ontology annotation, cellular component: membrane.
AUGCUUCUAUUUUUCAAUAAUUUCUCUGACACAGUGGCAGCCCCAGACUUAUUGGACCCCAAAUCCGCCACUCACAACACGAAGCCCCGCCUCUCCUUCUCCACUAAGCCAAUCACACUGAGUCCUCGGGAGGAAAGUGAGGUGGUGGUGGUCACAGUGAUGAAGUGGAAAACGGUGACAGCCAUCUUCCUGUUGGUGGUUCUGUACCUGGUGAUAGGAGCAGCGGUCUUCAGGUCUCUGGAGCAGCCUCAUGAGAGUGCCCAGCGUUUGGCCAUCCUGACCCAGAAGUUGGAGUUCCUGUCCCAACACGCCUGUGUCAACCAGAGCCAGCUGGAGGAGCUCGUCAAGCAAGUUGUGUCUGCUAUCCGAUCAGGGGUGAACCCUGCAGAAUCCCUGAACAACCACAGCAGCCUGUGGGACCUGAGUUCUGCCUUCUUCUUCGCUGGGACCGUCAUCACAACCAUUGGUUUUGGCAACACUUCGCCACAUACUGAAGGCGGAAGAAUAUUCUGUAUUGUCUACGCUCUGCUGGGAAUACCCCUGUUUGGCUUCCUGUUGGCUGGUGUAGGGGAUCAGCUUGGCACCAUCUUUGGUAAAGGCAUUGCCAAAGUGGAGAAAAUGUUUAUGCAUUGGGACAUCAGUCAGACAAAGAUUCGAGUCAUUUCCACGCUGAUGUUUGUUCUCUUUGGCUGCUUGCUGUUUGUGGCGCUUCCAGCAGCCAUCUUUAAACACAUCGAGGGCUGGUCCGCGCUGGAGGCCCUGUACUUUGUCGUCAUCACCUUGACUACGAUUGGGUUUGGAGACUUUGUGGCAGGUGGCUCAGACGUACAGUACCUGGACUAUUACAAACCGGUGGUUUGGUUCUGGAUUCUGGUGGGACUGGCCUACUUUGCAGCCAUCCUCAGCAUGAUAGGAGACUGGCUCAGAGUUAUCUCCAGAAGGACAAAAGAAGAGGUAGGAGAGAUCCGAGCGCACGCAGCAGAGUGGACAGCUAAUGUUUCUGCAGAAUUUAAAGAAACUCGCCGCCGUGUCAGCGUUGAGAUCUACGAUCGAUUCCAGCGAGCCGCUUCGAUUAAACGCAAACUGUCCUCAGAGCUGGGAUUCAGCUCAGCACCUGAACUCACGCUGCCUAAGAGGACCAUGUCAGCCAAUUUCACUGACGAACGGGAGAAAAAGGAGAGCGGGCUGCAGGACUUGACCACACCACUGGUCAGAAACGGAGGGUUGCUCAUGAACGGGCUGGACUCUGAAAGAGGGAACCUCUGA